This is a messenger RNA of Felis catus (domestic cat), 1733 nucleotides long. It is a transcript of the gene PHF11, whose product is annotated as PHD finger protein 11. Gene Ontology annotation, molecular function: histone deacetylase binding; histone binding. The record is from RefSeq and is marked validated. Gene Ontology annotation, cellular component: nucleus. NCBI's taxonomy places the organism in Eukaryota, Metazoa, Chordata, Mammalia, Carnivora, Felidae.
CGGAAGUGCAGGCAAGGAGCACAGCCGUUGGACAGCCACGGAGGGUGCAGCCAUGGAGCAAGCGUUGUCUUCCUCGGCCAAGGACGCGCCGGACCAGCUCCCCCACCCCACUGGUGUCUUUCAGGUUGCAGAAAAGAUGGAAAAAAGGACAUGUGCACUCUGCCCCAAAGACUCCGAGUAUAGUGUCCUAUACAUUGCAAAAAAAGAGACUAUAGCUGCUCAUGAAAAUUGUUUGCUGUAUUCUUCAGCACUUGUGGAAUGUGAGGAUCAUGAUCCAAGUAAUGAUGACAGGAGUUUUGAUGUGGAGUCAGUAAAGAAAGAAAUCCAUAGAGGAAGGAGGUUGACGUGUGCAUUCUGUAACAAAAGAGGAGCCACCGUGGGAUGUGAUAUAAAAGCCUGUCUCAAGAGUUACCACUUUUUCUGUGCCAAGAAUGCCCACGCGGUUCUACAAACCGAUAGAUCUCGAGGAAUUUAUAAAGUGUUCUGCCAACAACAUGCUGCACUGAAAGACACUCAUGAUGGAAAGUCUCUGUCUGGUAUCUCCCCUACUCACUACAAGCAGAAGACCAACCGAGGAUAUGGACUGAAAAGAAAAAGAGGAAGAAAGAAACGCCUCUCAACAGGCGUUCCUGUACAGCCAUCUGAAACAAUGACACUCAAUAGAUUCAUACAAGAAAUGAAGGAGGAGGAGAGCAGACACACAGAUGCAAUUAGAUCAAGUGUGAAAAUUGAUUUUCUUAAGAAAUGUAAGAAAGUGGGUCUUCUUGAUGAUUUAUUUGAAGAAAUAUUAGACAAACUUCAUUUGAUUCAAGAAAGACUCAUGGAUGAGACUGCUUCCGAAUCAGACUAUGAAGAAAUUGGGACUUCACUUUUUGACAGUAGAUUGUUUGAAGACACAUUUGUAAAUUUUCAAACAGCAAUAGAGAAUAAAAUUGAUCAAUGUGAAGAAAGGCAGAAGCAACUGAAGGAAGAGAUUGAAGGACUUCAGGACUUAAAAAAAACCUUGCGGUCUCUUCAAGAAGAUAGAGAACUUAGGUCAAGUUCUACUUCAGUAUCUUCUGGGUCUUCUAAGGAUUACUAUUUCCUGGGCCAGGAAUGAGUCUCAGCUGCAAGCAGGCUGCGAACGGAAGAUCUAACCUGUGGAAGCCACACAUCUUUAGACCUACGCCUCUCAGGUCUCUCUGGUCCUCAAACUUCAAUCCUCAUCAACUCUUACCUGUUCCUACAUUUCAUGCCUGACUGGGUAUUUACUGCCUCCCUCUUAUCAUCUCACUUCUGUUCUCCAACAACAUGUUUCUCAGAUUCUACUUGAGUAAAUUAGAUUAUACCUCCCAUCUCACCCACCCUCUGCCCUGAAAGUCCUAUGGUGGCUUCAUGCUGGUGCAUUGCCUCCCAUGCUUCCCCCACUCCAGUGAUCUAAGUUGACUUCAAUAACAUACAAGAUGCUCCUGGAAGUAAAGGCUCCCCCCAGGGCCUUUGCUUGUCCUGCUGUGAAGCCUUAACUACUCUGUUUCCUUUCUCUGCCUGUUCUGCCUGCAGAUCUCAUUACACCAGUUCUACCCCUUCUUCCCUCUGAGAUCACUUCCCAAGGUAACCCAUUGUAUCUUACAUCCCACCGUUAGGGUAUAAAUUCUGAGGGCAAAAUCUCACUAUUCCUGUGCUUUGCUCUCAACACAUUCCCAGCACCUAUGAUGCUCAAUAAAUGCAUAAACUGUUAUUAUCCUUUGAGACUA